GGAAACUGCCCCCUGUCAGAGGUGUUUCCGGGGCAGAGGCACUGCUCAGACACGAGGUACAGUACACGCCAUCAACUCCACAACACUAAGCCUGCAAUCCCAGGAGCAGGUGCAAGAUCCAUGCUGCUCCCUUGCAAGAGAAUUUCUGGAGAUCUAAAAGGGACAAGCAGCGCACCAGAUGAUGUUAAGAGGAUCAAUCUUCAAAGUAAUCCAUCAGCAAGUAAGACAUCGAGUCACUGAUGCCUCUUCUCUUAUAUUGGAGAGAUCCCUGAACCGGGUUCAGCUGCUCGGCCGAGUUGGGCAGGACCCUGUGAUGCGACAGGUGGAUGGCAAGAAUCCUGUGACAAUUUUCUCUUUGGCGACCAAUGAAAUGUGGCGGUCAGGCGACAGUGAUACAUUUGCAUCAGGUGACAUCAGUCAGAAGACAACGUGGCACCGAGUUUCUAUAUUCCGACCCGGUUUGAGGGACUUGGCUUACCAGUACGUGAAGAAAGGGGCCAGAAUUUAUGUAGAGGGGAAACUAGACUAUGGUGAAUAUGUGGACAAGAGCAAUGUUCGAAGACAAGCAACGACAGUGGUGGCAGAUAAUAUAAUAUUUCUAAGUGACUCAGGCAAGGAUAAAGUCUAGCCAGCGCCUUCCCCAGUCGUGGUUUUUGAUUGUUUUUCUGUAUCUAUGUUUAUGAGUGUGAAUUAGACUCCAGCAAUGGGCCAUAGCAAUGUUACUUUCUGAAUGGAUCAUGUAAUUUUGAUAAUUGUUCAAUGUGCUAAGAUUAAAAUAAAGUAAUGGCUGAUCAUAGUAACCUGUCUGUUGCCUUCAGUCACAUACUGUGGUAAUGAAGGAGCAGUGCUCUGAAAGCUAGUGCUUCCAAUUAAACCUGUUGGACUAUAA
This is a messenger RNA of Hemiscyllium ocellatum (epaulette shark), 889 nucleotides long. RefSeq names its product single-stranded DNA binding protein 1 (gene ssbp1). The transcript is spliced from 8 exons. Lineage: Eukaryota; Metazoa; Chordata; Chondrichthyes; Orectolobiformes; Hemiscylliidae. Gene Ontology annotation, biological process: mitochondrial DNA replication; positive regulation of helicase activity. Gene Ontology annotation, cellular component: mitochondrial nucleoid. Gene Ontology annotation, molecular function: single-stranded DNA binding. The record is from RefSeq and is a predicted model, not a curated record. Bases 179 to 628 code for a protein of 149 amino acids.